AUGGAGGCAGCUUUGGGGGGUCUUGGACGAUGUUCGUGUGCGUUUUGGCUCGCUGUCGCUUUUGACUUGUUUGGUUUAAGCAUUCUUUUGGUGGGAGUAUUUGCAGAUCUGUUCUUCUACGACUUUCUUAUUUAUGCCGGCGCCAUCAUUAUAUUUUUGAGUCUUAUUUGGUGGGUAUUUUGGUACACGGGGAAUAUUGAGGUACCACCGGAAGAUCUCGAGGAUGACGUCGGGUUGUUGAAAAAGGACAAGGGGAUCUCAGGUGUGGUCAGAAGGCUGUCUAACCGCCUUUCUAAUGGAAUUAGGAACUCAUUCAGGAGGAACGGGGCGCCUCGAGGUCACAGCGCGGGAUCAAGGGCGAUGCCCUCGCGCUCCACACAAACACGGGACGGCAGCUAUCAAGUGCCGGUAACUCUUCCCAUGAGUUCUCAGGAAAACGUGAACACCAUUUCUGCAGCUGUUGAUGGCGACUCUUCUGGAUCACAGAACAUCACCGAGACAUCAGCCAUCUGAGUGAGGAGUCCAGAGGAGUCCAGAGGAGUUCAGAGGAGUCCAGAGGAGUUCAGUAUGCAGAUGGCAACAUGAAAGCAGACUCAGACCCGUUUUUCUGUCUGUAGAAGUUUACAGUGUCAUCAGGCUUUUUACAUCUUAGCAUUUCAUAUUUUAGGUUCUUUUUUGUCCUUUUUUUG
Chanos chanos (milkfish) is the source of this 689-nucleotide messenger RNA. RefSeq names its product transmembrane protein 238. Bases 1 to 513 code for a protein of 170 amino acids. The record is from RefSeq and is a predicted model, not a curated record. Lineage: Eukaryota; Metazoa; Chordata; Actinopteri; Gonorynchiformes; Chanidae. The transcript has 2 exons.